UUUUUCAUUAUUCUUUACCUUAACAAUAUGAAUCAUCAGAACCAGCUUCAGCCUCUGCCUCUGCUUAGCAGCUUCCUAGGUUCAGCUUCUUCACAAGAUGAUGAUAAUUUGCUACUGAACCAACAAAAUCAUGAUUCAUGUUAUGGUCAAGCUCAUGAGGAUGUCACAGUGGCAUUACACAUUGGUCUUCCUGACAAUUCUUCCAACAACAACCAUAGAUUUGAGAUUAAUGCUGCUCCAAUCCCCCAAGUUCCUAACAAUUACUGGAUUCCCACUGAAGAACAGAUCCUCACUGGGUUCAGCCAUUUCUCUUGUCCUGUUUGCCUCAAAGUUUUCAACCGUUACAACAACCUUCAGAUGCAUAUGUGGGGACAUGGAUCACAAUACCGAAGAGGACCAGACUCAUUGAAAAGAACUCAUCCAAGACCCUUGCUGGACAUUCCAUGCUACUGCUGCUCGAGUGGAUGCAAGAACAACAUUGACCACCCGAGAGCCAAGCCUCUCAAGGAUUUCCGAACACUUAGAACACACUACAAGAGGAAGCAUGGCUCCAAGCCCUUUGCUUGCCGCAAGUGCGGCAAGCCACUCGCCGUGAAAGGCGACUGGAGAACCCAUGAGAAGAACUGCGGCAAGCGCUGGCUCUGUGUCUGUGGUUCGGAUUUCAAGCACAAGAGGUCUCUUAAGGAUCACAUCAAAGCGUUUGGGUUUGGACAUGGCCCUAUGUCUUCUUCAUCUGAAGGAUUUUGAUUAAGAUCUUCUCUUAAUUUGAUCAGUCUUUCUAGUAAAGCUGGUAGAAAUAUGAGUGUGACAAUUAAAAGAUAGAAAUAUUGUGCUUUUCAUUUUUAAGUUAUCUGCAUUUAAAUAGAGGGACAAGGAAAGGAACUGAAUAUUCUGUUCCGAGCUUGUACUUUAUUCUGCUUCAAUGUGUAUUGGAUUUUUUAUGUUGUGUGCUUUAUGACAUUGCCUUCUAAUCAUGA
Messenger RNA from Lotus japonicus, 977 nucleotides. RefSeq names its product protein TRANSPARENT TESTA 1. Gene Ontology annotation, molecular function: DNA-binding transcription factor activity. NCBI's taxonomy places the organism in Eukaryota, Viridiplantae, Streptophyta, Magnoliopsida, Fabales, Fabaceae. Bases 28 to 747 code for a protein of 239 amino acids. Gene Ontology annotation, cellular component: nucleus. Gene Ontology annotation, biological process: regulation of gene expression; anatomical structure development. The transcript has 2 exons. The record is from RefSeq and is a predicted model, not a curated record.